CAGCUGCGUGCGGGGCGGAAGUCAAAAACGCUGCUGUUGUUUCUGUCGCUGAACUCGUUUGAAUUCUUUAUUAAUUUAACAGUUUUGCGCUGUUUGUUCGUCAUUUGUGCGAAAGAUUCGCGUUUAUUUUGUCCUUCAUGGCUCCCACUAUACAGACACAAGCGCAGCGGGAGGACGGACACCGGAGUUCGGCGCACAGAAGCGUCCCAGAGAGAUCUGGUGUGGUGUGCAGAGUGAAAUAUGCCAACAGUCUUCCUGAUAUCCCGUUUGAUCCAAAGUUCAUCACAUAUCCGUUUGACCAGCACAGGUUUGUACAGUAUAAAGCCACAUCACUAGAGAAACAACACAAACAUGAGCUGCUCACUGAACCUGAUCUGGGCGUCACUAUCGACCUCAUUAACCCUGACACAUACCGCAUCGACCCGAACAUUCUGUUGGAUCCUGCUGAUGAGAAACUUCUGGAAGAGGAGAUUCAGGCUCCGUCCAGCUCAAAGAGGUCGCAGCAGCAUGCGAAGGUGGUGCCGUGGAUGAGAAAGACUGAGUACAUCUCCACAGAGUUCAACAGAUACGGCGUCUCCAACGAGAAGGUGGAAGUGAAGAUCGGUGUGUCGGUGAAGCAGCAGUUCACAGAAGAGGAGAUCUAUAAGGACAGAGACAGUCAGAUCGCUGCUAUUGAGAAGACGUUUGAGGACGCACAGAAAUCUAUUUCUCAGCAUUACAGUAAACCCAGAGUCACACCGGUGGAGGUGCUGCCUGUGUUCCCUGACUUUAAGAUGUGGAUUAAUCCGUGCGCUCAAGUCAUCUUUGACUCUGAUCCGGCACCUAAAGAUGUGUCUGCACCAGCGGGAGUGGAUAUGAUGUCACAGGCCAUGAUCAGGGGUAUGAUGGAUGAAGAGGGGAAUCAGUUUGUGGCGUACUUCCUGCCGAAUGAGGACACGAUGCGCAAACGCAAGAGAGACGUCGAUGAGGACUUGGAGUUCAUGCCUGAUGAAGUGUACGAUUAUAAAAUCGCUCGUGAGUAUAACUGGAACGUGAAGAACAAGGCCAGUAAAGGAUACGAGGAGAAUUAUUUCUUCAUCUUCAGAGACUGCGAUGGAGUUUAUUAUAAUGAGCUGGAGACCAGGGUGCGUCUGAGCAAGCGGCGGGCGAAGGUUGGCGCUCCGUCGUCUACAAACGCAGUGCUGGUGUGUAAACACAGAGACAUGAACGAGAAAGAGCUGGAGGCGCAGGAGGCCCGUAAAGCUCAGCUGGAGAAUCAUGAGCCGGAAGAUGAAGAGGAAGACCUGGACAAGAACCUGCAUGACUCUGGUGAGGAGAGAGGUCCGGCGAGUGACAGCGAGAACUCUGCGAGUGAGUCUGAUCGUGAGGAAGAGGAGCGUCCGGCUGAUGAUGAAGAGGAGGAGGUCGUCCCCAAGCGUCGUGAGAGGAAGAGCAGCAGCAGCGAGAGCGGAGACGACCGACAGGCUCGUGAUGAAGAGGAGAUCUUCGGCUCUGAUGAUGACAGCGAGGAAGACGAGGGUGGGCGAGCGAGGAGCGCCAGCAGCAGCGUGCAGCAGAGCGGGAGCGAGAGAGCGAGCGACUCGAGCGACGGCAGCGACAGCGAAUGAGAGACUGACGCGUCACACAAACACACUUCUGCUUUCAAAAGAGACGGUUCGCCCAAAAAUGGAAACUCACUCUCGUGUUGUUCCAAACCCGUAUGACUUCCUUUCUUCUGCGCAACAUGAAAGGUAAAUGCUUUGCAGAACGAGAGUCUCAGUCACCAUUCACUUUGAUGCAGUGACUGAGACUGUUGUUCUGCCGAGCAUCCUCCUUUUAUAUUCCACAGAAGAAAGUCAGUCGACAGUUUUCCAACGACAUGAGGGUGAGUAAAUGAUGACAUUUGGGCGAGAUUGAAAGGGCAGUUCACACUAAAGCUGUCCUGUUUCAGUUCAGUGUGUAAUUAAUUCUAAUGAGAGAUGAUUUAUGAAUAUAGAGUUUGAUUUGAUGUUCAUGUGUUAGUAAACAUGUUGUUGAUUUUUUAAGUAGUGUCCACUCUCACAUUACUGUAUAAAACAUUGUAAAUAAACAACACUUUAGUUAAAUCUGAGUUUGCAUUCUGGAUGAGGGGCGUUCACAAGAAAUGCACGAAAGUUUAACAGAGUAACUUUGAGAGCGAGACUUAGUACAUUGCAGUAUUUUCAGCCA
Messenger RNA from Xyrauchen texanus (razorback sucker), 2187 nucleotides. RefSeq names its product RNA polymerase II-associated factor 1 homolog. Gene Ontology annotation, biological process: transcription elongation by RNA polymerase II. Lineage: Eukaryota; Metazoa; Chordata; Actinopteri; Cypriniformes; Catostomidae. The record is from RefSeq and is a predicted model, not a curated record. Gene Ontology annotation, molecular function: chromatin binding; RNA polymerase II complex binding. Bases 138 to 1607 code for a protein of 489 amino acids. The transcript is spliced from 14 exons. Gene Ontology annotation, cellular component: Cdc73/Paf1 complex.